This is a messenger RNA of Rhinocladiella mackenziei CBS 650.93, 348 nucleotides long. RefSeq lists its product as uncharacterized. NCBI's taxonomy places the organism in Eukaryota, Fungi, Ascomycota, Eurotiomycetes, Chaetothyriales, Herpotrichiellaceae. The coding region runs from base 1 to 348 and encodes 115 amino acids. The record is from RefSeq and is a predicted model, not a curated record. The transcript has a single exon.
AUGGCACCUGUCGGCCUCAUGCUCUGGGGAUGUGGAAUCCAGAACCGUCUACCGUCCAUGGUCUCGAUUGUCGGUACGGCUAUCACGUACGGUGUACUCUGCGCGGUGUCGGCAGUAGGGAUGACCGACGUCGUGGACAGCUACAGACCGCUCGCUGGAGAAACGAUGACCAUUCUGACGGCUUUCAAGAACACGUUUGCGUUUGGUCUCAGCUUUGCGGUUUUUCCCUGGUUAGCAAAGGAUGGCUUUGUCAAGGGGAGGACAGUUGCCGUUGCUUCUCUGCGGUAUGAUGGGGGCGUUGCUGACCUCUUCAGGCGUCCGGUUACAAUGUCCUUAUCGAAGGGUUGA